AUGAGUGAUACUUCAAUUCGUGCCCCUUCCGCCAUGGAAUCCUUUGAAUUGUCAAGCCGACUAAAUAAUUCUGCCGAAACGAGCGAAAUGAAUCUGCCGCCAGUGGAUCGCGGCAAGAGAGCGUGGCUUUUCUUAGCGGCUUGUUUCAUGAUUGAGGCGCUCAUCUGGGGGUUCACAUUCUCGUUCGGGAUCUUCCAGGAUUACUACAGUGCUCAUGAACCGUUCAAAAGCUCCGGGGACAUUGCAGUGGUGGGCACUUGUGCCAUGGGAAUCUCGUACAUGUUACUUCCAGUCGCGUUUAUUCUUCUACAGGCGCUUCCGCAGAUCAAGUUAUGGGCGGCACCCAUCGGGUUCGUGAUCAUGUGCCUGGCGCUCUCGCUGAGUUCGUUUGCAACCAGCACGUCGCAGUUGAUUGUCUCGCAGGGAGUCGCCUAUGGAAUCGGUGCCAGCUUGGCUUAUGCACCCACGAUUGUCUUUAUGGAUGAUUGGUUCGUUCAGAGAAGGGGCUUGGCUUUUGGAAUUAUGUGGGCCGGCACGGGGAUUUCCGGGGUAAUUCUGCCUGUCGUGCUUCAAUGGAUGCUGAAUAGCUUUGGACCCAAGACAACGCUCCGCGCUUGGUCGGUUAUCUUGAUGCUCCUGGGAGGCCCACUGCUUUACUUUGUUCGACCGCGUCUGCCCAUCUCGCGAACAUCGCGGACUAGACCCUUUGACUUCAAAUUUCUGCGAGACUCGGCGUUCAUCGUCUAUCAAACGGGCAAUAUCCUCGAGGCCAUUGGCUAUUUCCUUCCAACCAUUUAUCUGCCAUCGUUUGCCCGCAGUCUCGGCGCCAGCGGCAUCCAGUCAUCCCUCACCGUCAUCCUCUUCAAUCUGGCCUCUGUGUUCGGCUGCAUCAUCAUGGGCUCUCUGGUCGAUCGGUACCACGCGACAACCUGUAUUUUUGGCUCGACCGCCGGCAGUACCAUUGCCGUCUUCUGCAUCUGGGGCCUUGCCGACUCCUUGGCCCUCUUGUACCUCUUUUGCAUCAUGUAUGGUCUGUUCGCUGGGUCAUUUUCGUCGACGUGGCCGGCCAUUGUCAUUGAGAUCAAGAAACGAAGUGCCUUUGCGGAUGCAAGUAUUGUCUUUGGUUUCCUGUCAACCGGUCGGGGAAUCGGUAAUAUUGCAAGUGGUCCCUUGAGUGAAGCCUUGCUCAAAGGUUCCUCGUGGCAAGGGCUGGCGGCCAAGGCAUACGGAUCGGGCUUUGGACCUCUUAUUGUCUUCACGGGAAUCUCGGCGUUACUGGGAGGUCUGGGCGUUGCUGCAAGAUCCUCGAGGAUCUCUCCGGCUCACUGA
Molecule: messenger RNA, 1329 nt
Organism: Penicillium oxalicum
Lineage: Eukaryota; Fungi; Ascomycota; Eurotiomycetes; Eurotiales; Aspergillaceae
Exons: 4
Coding region: 1-1329 (442 amino acids)
Biological process (GO): transmembrane transport
Cellular component (GO): fungal-type vacuole membrane
Molecular function (GO): transmembrane transporter activity
Source: RefSeq, a predicted model, not a curated record